This is a messenger RNA of Condylostylus longicornis, 1722 nucleotides long. RefSeq lists its product as uncharacterized. Gene Ontology annotation, biological process: sleep; positive regulation of voltage-gated potassium channel activity; regulation of synaptic transmission, cholinergic. The coding region runs from base 329 to 805 and encodes 158 amino acids. NCBI's taxonomy places the organism in Eukaryota, Metazoa, Arthropoda, Insecta, Diptera, Dolichopodidae. The transcript is spliced from 3 exons. The record is from RefSeq and is a predicted model, not a curated record.
AAGAGAAAUUUAUAUAAUUUGUGGUGUUGCCAAAAAAAUAUGUAUUAGUAUCAAGUUAGCAACGCAGUUACUUGAGCAACUAACAAAAAUACUUUGACAUUUAAUCAAGUGAUAUUAUGUCAAGGAUAUUUAUUGAAAAAUAAUAAGGCAAGCUAAUUUUAAAAUAAUAUGAUUACAAAAUAGGUCAUUUUAUAAGUAGAUUAAAUAAAACUACCACAAAAAUCAACAACGGCAAUACUAUGAACAGGUUUAUCUUAAGUUAGGGCGUGUUGUUUGUUUUUUAAAAAAAAUUAAGGAAUUAAGAAAUUAAAACGAGCUAAUUAUUGCAAUGAUUCAUUUGUUUUACAUAAUUUUACUUUCCAUAAUUUGGAAUCUUGAUGUCACUUUUGGCAUAUGGUGCUACAGAUGCACUUCGGCUAUCCCAGGAUGUGGUGAAAAUUUCAAUUGGAGGGGGAUUGGAUAUUUAGGCGAUCAAUGUCCCUAUGACCAAGAUAUAUGCGUUAAAGUAAUAGAGAAAAAAGGAGCACAAGUAUCUUAUACAAGGGACUGUCUUAGUUCACUGAAUUUUCGGACUGACAUUCCAUCGGAUCAAUAUGAAGGAUGUCGACCAGCUGUUCGAGACGUUCGACUUGCUAACUAUGUUAAUCAUACAAUAAAAGAACACGAUGUCAAAAGAGAUUACUACAACCAUGUGGAAUUUUGUUUUUGCUUUUUAGAUCAUCGUUGCAAUAAUGCUAAUAUUUUUAGAUCCUGGAGUACAGUUUAUUUAGUACUAUUCUUUAUCGUUUCGCGAAAGAUAUUCUAAUAUUAUAAUAAGAUAAGUUAUUAAAAUAAAAACCGUCCAUUAAUUUUAAUAAAAAUCUCAUAAAAACUAUGCGAUGGUUCAUUCUUUUGUAAAACAAAUGCUUUUGCAAACGUUAAGUUAUAUAAAAACGAUAGUUUUAAAAAAUUUUUUAUAAAUGCAAUACUGCAACACAACUGCAAGAACAAUGUGGUGGUUGACGUAUAUGCGAUACAUGCAUUUUCAACUACAUAUUCUAUAAAAUCAAAUCAGUUCAUAUAACUUAACUACUGCUUUUACUAAUCUCGCUAUAUUGGGGAAGUUUAGUUCAGCAACAGUUUUUUAUGAACAUCAAUAUAGCGCAGGUUUUACAAUAUAGGAUGCCCGCGACUCUACUAUAUUCCUGUAGUAACGUGAUAGAAUGCCUCUAGUCUAGAUGAAAAAGAAACACCUAGUGACAUUCUGCCCUAAACAUCCUUUAUAUUUUAUUGAUAACCUUUAUAUUUUUAUUGAUAAUUCUGAAAAAGUAUCAGAUAAAGGCAAUUUUUAGAAGGUGGUUUUAUCAUGAGAACUGGUACUCAUUUAGAAGCUUGUGAAAUUCCACUUCUAACUGCAUACAAUUGUUGUCGAACUUGGAAAGUUUUUGUUAAGGUAAACAGAAUUUUCAAAAAAAAAUCAAUUUUUAUGGUACUAUCUUCUCAUUUCUGCAAAAACAAAAAUCGAAUUGUAUAGUAAGGGGGUUUUCGUAAGGGAGUUAGAACCAAAAUUUUUUAAGUCACAGCGUUAAACAGUAUGCAAAUAACAGAAAUUACAUUGUUUAUGAAAUUGUAUCCCAAUAAUUUUCACCGUUCAAUUCAUUGCAAAAUAAGGAAAUUUUAAGAUUUGAAGGCUUAUAAUUAACGUACCUUAAUAACCCUUCAAUAUUUGACUCUGCCGUUUUG